AUGGAACCGCCAACGACAAACUCAAAAUCUGCACUCUUUCAAGUGUAUUUACGAUUACGACCUCCUCAAAUAUCAAAUCAACAAUUAUAUCCUUCACCUUACCCCACCUUACCAACACCAGACCGCUUUCUAACUGUUGAAGAACCCACUACUGAAGAACAACUUGAAGAUGGAAUCCCAGCGUCGACUUCAUUUCCGACCCACAUCACGUUAAAUCCGCCAAAUGAUAAUAGACGCAGGGCAGUGGAGAAAUUCGCUUUCACGCGAGUGUUUGAAGAAGAGAGUUCACAAUUGGAUUUAUUUCAUGGAACGGGUGUGCUACCUUUGGUUGAAGGUGUUUUGGGCCCAAAUGGUGGAGAUGGCAGAGAUGGAUUGCUUGCUACAUUGGGAGUCACUGGCUCUGGAAAGGUUGAUAUUGCGAGUCAUACAAUUCUUGGAUCUCGAAAUCAACGCGGUCUGACACAACUCGCCCUCGAUUUACUCUUUCGUUCCAUUGACAACAACAUUCUCGAUGUUAAUUCGCACCCUGGACUACAUGCUUCCAUUACAUCAUCAGAUCCAUCAGAGGCCCAAAUCAUGUCUGCGCAGGCGUUCCUAGAUACAUACUACUUCGACCCAGCAUCAUCUCGAGGAAGCUCAAGAGCUCCAACACCCCAGGUGGUACGAGUGCCCAUUGUUCCCUACCACCCCAGUGCAACCAAGUUGUAUCCGUAUUUGCCCCCUUUUCAGGCACCAGGAAGUCCUAGAAGCAUCAGGAUCGUAGUCCACCAGGAUAAUGAUAGUAAAGCACCAGGAUGUGCGCCAGUGCCAAUUCCAGGAGAAUCGACAGUAUCGAUGACUUCCUUCAUUCCUUCAUUUAUGCAAGCUACUGCAACAGCAGCCAGGAAGAUGAUUAGUGCUAAAACUCUUCAAAAGGGCGAUUCUUACCAACCUACUCCGAGACGAACGAUACCGACGAGACCUUCGGCUUUGCCAAGUAGUCCGGAUAUUACGGGUAUCACUGUCGAUGUGGAUCAUCAUGCGGAGUAUGCGAUUUUGAUUUCGAUGUACGAGGUUUAUAAUGAUAGGAUAUUCGAUCUUUUGACGCCGGCGGCACUUAAUAAAUCUACGAAGGAAUCUAGGAGAAGGCCAUUGCUAUUCAAACCUACAGAACAAACACCGGACCGGAAGGUAGUCGCUGGAUUGAGGAAGAUUAUUUGUGGAAGCAUGAAAGAUGCGCUUAUGGUCUUGGAAGCUGGUCUCAGUGAAAGAAGAGUCGCGGGAACCAAUACUAAUAGUACAUCGUCUAGGUCUCAUGGAUUCUUCUGCGUGGAGGUGAAAAAGAGGAGAAGAUCAAGAACACCAGGCCCUUGGGGAGGAAGUUCACUUACCAUUGUGGAUCUGGCUGGAAGUGAAAGAGCCAGAGACGCUAAGACUGCUGGUGCUACAUUAGCCGAGGCCGGAAAGAUUAAUGAGAGUCUAAUGUAUCUAGGACAGUGUUUACAGAUGCAGUCAGAUUUGGAGAAUAACACAAAGCCAAAUCUUGUCCCAUUCCGCCAAUGUAAACUCACCGAACUUCUCUUCUCAAACUCCUUCACGUCGAGUAGCUCGAAAUCUUCUUCGACCGCUCAUCAUCAUCGACAUCCACAAAAAGCGAUCAUGAUCGUUGCGGCCGAUCCGCUGGGAGACUUUAAUGCUACCUCACAAAUCCUGCGCUACUCAGCUUUGGCAAAAGAAAUUACGGUUCCAAGGGUGCCAUCCAUCACGGCUACCAUCCUCGGUUCAUCUCGAUCAUCUGAUAGGCAUACAAGUUUAACUAGUCCUACAUCUCCUACUUUCACUCGCUACCGUGAUGGUCUAUCUCAAACUCCUACCGAAACCGAGCGCGAGACGAUGGAAAUUGCAGCAUUAGAGAUUGCACGCAUGUUCGAGGAAAUCGAUGGCUUACGCGGUGAAUUGGAGCGCGAAACUAAAUUGAGGCUGGAAAGUGAAGCACAUCUUCAAAGCAUGGAAGACAAAAUGUUGGAACUAGAAAUGGAAAUUCGAGAGGAGUGUUAUGACGAAAUGGAGAAGAGAAUUCAAGAAGAGGGUAGAAGGUGGAUGCUGAGACUAGAAGAACAUGGGGAGAGGGAAGAGGAAUGGAGGGAUAGAAAGGUGGAGGUAUUGGUCCGAGGAUUGGGAGCUGGUAUUGGUGGGGAUGAGAACAAAGAAAAUCAAAACGAGGAUGCGGCAAUAGAACUUGAAAUCGAGAAUGCAAAGUUGUUGAGAGAGGUUGAGAGAUUAAAACGGGAAUUGAUUGGCAGGAGUCCGACUAAAUCUCGAAAGCCUUCGAGUAGAAUCUUGAAGGAGAGCCGAACACACGCUAUGGAUAAAUCAGCUUCGCCAAUUCCAGAUGAUAUUGAAAAUGAAGGUCUAGACCUAGAAGAUAAUAUGGCGAAGUUGAAGGUUGAUGACAAUGCUGAAGUUGGCGGUGCUAGAAGUGCGAGUGGAAAAUUGAGGAUCAAACAGAGUACUGCGAAUACUGGAAGUCCCACUAAAAGGGUUAGGAAAUUGACAGCAAAGAAGUGGAACAUGGCUGCUGCUGAUGAUGAUGAUUUGUAA
Molecule: messenger RNA, 2580 nt
Organism: Sclerotinia borealis F-4128
Lineage: Eukaryota; Fungi; Ascomycota; Leotiomycetes; Helotiales; Sclerotiniaceae
Source: the annotation of a GenBank genome assembly